Molecule: messenger RNA, 3869 nt
Organism: Galendromus occidentalis (western predatory mite)
Lineage: Eukaryota; Metazoa; Arthropoda; Arachnida; Mesostigmata; Phytoseiidae
Product: protein FAM13A
Exons: 10
Coding region: 1-2682 (893 amino acids)
Biological process (GO): signal transduction
Source: RefSeq, a predicted model, not a curated record
AUGAAGGUGCGGAGCUUCGGGGCCUCUACCAUCUUGGGCCCGGCUCCAACCCAACAACAUUUGCCACAACAACUCAACCCUCCUCAACAACAACAAGCACAAGGCAUAUCUCCGAGUUCUAAUGGAGGGAGUUGUCCGGAGAUCGCAGUCUGCGAGACUCGCCUGGAACGAGUACGCAAACUGCUCAGUUCUCCGUUGACGGCUCGCCGGAAAUCUUCGAAUCCGAAUGAAAUCCACAGAAUCUUCGGAGUCGCUCUCGAGAUCCUCAUGGCGAAAACACAAGCAGUGCCCUUCGUUCUAUCGCGAUUAUGUUUCUUCAUCGAAUCGCGUGGAAUGGCUCAAGAAGGCAUUUUUAGAAUUUCGGGCAACGCCAAGUUGAUCGACAAAUUGAAAGCAUCAUUCGACAGUCAGGGAGACGCUCCCCUGGAGCAAGAGGCUGAUAUAGCCGCAGCCGCUGGACUCCUGAAAACAUUCUUCAGGGAACUACCGGAGCCUCUGAUACCCUCGAAAAUGUACAACCAUUUCCUGGAAGCCACACAGACGACUCAGAGCGACCACGAGCUGCGUCUCGGUCGUUUCCGAGCUCUUGUGGAAGAACUUCCGGAAGAGAACUUCAUGGUCUUACGGUAUCUGUGCAGGUUCUUGCACAAAGUGAGUCAACACGAGGAGACCACCAGAAUGAAUCCGUCGGCCUUGGGCAUCGUGUUCGGUCCGAAUCUCUUUCGGUUCGCCGACGAUCUCCAGGGUCUUCAAGAUCAAGCUACAACGAACCAGGCCGUGACGAUAUUCAUCGCGAAUUACUACGAGAUCUUCGAGCAGCCAUUGACCGUGAUAAUACCUUCCGAUGAUGGAAUUCCUGCUCUGAUGAUCAAUGACGCUCUGUUGACUCAGAAGAGACGUUCCUGUUCCGAAGAACGUCCGCCAUCGCCCGCCCAAUUCCCUAUGGUCAGACUGAGAAGAUGCUCGUCAUCCGAAGACAUGAUCGGCGCCACGGCGAGCUCUCAGAACACGUCUCCCGCAAGCAUGCUCCAGGAUCUCGUGACAGAAGACAAAAUGGACACCGACGGUCACGAUUCGACCUCGUCCCCCGUGAAGUGUCCCCGAGCGAGCGCGGAUUCGCAGGAUGCGCACACUCACACUAUGCCCGCGAUCAACAAGCACACCGCCGACCGCGAGAUAUGCAGGGAUUUUGAAAGGACCUGCUGGCAACCUUGCGGCCGGAAGCGAACGUUUUCCGAUCAGGAGAAACAGCGUCCUGUGAUAAAUGUGAGGAAAAACUCGAAGGAGGGAUCUGAGAAUUCCAGAGCUACCCGAGAACCCUCGACCUCCCAAUCCUCGACAACCUUCAGUGUCUCUACGGAGAGCAUGGAAUUCAUCGACAAAGGUUCAAUCGAGUCGAUGGCGAGUGGGGUGACCCCUUCACCGCCCGCCACCCCGCCGCCUGAAACAGCGAUCCAAGUUCCGCCCUUGGAGUUGAGCCACGAGGAGGAGCCCCAACUCUCGGAGCAUCGCUUCUCGUGGCCGAUCGUACCCGCGCUCGCCGCUCCGACGUCGUUCCACAAAGCGAAUUCGGUCGAGGCUCCGUUGUCUCCAUCUGCGUACAGAGGCUACCUCAGUCAUCGGAAUGACCUCGUCGACGAAAUGCGCUUACCUCCUUCGCCGCCUGUGGGAGAAAACGAUUUCUUGGGAACAACAACACAUUCCAAAACCAGACAGGACCAACGUCAGCUCACGAAGAAAAUGCGCGCCCUCAAGAAGAAAGUCUUGACUUUUGAGGCAUCGUUCGAAGCUACAACCGGUCACAGACCUUCGCAUGCGGAAAAAAUGGGCGACACGCAGUGUAGAGAAUUCCUGCACGAGCUGACCAACAUCCGCAAGGAAAUCAAAGCAUUGCAAAACGAGGAGGAGCUUCUUCCCGAGCCGGCAUAUCUGUCCUGGCAACGGUAUUGUCCGGAUGACGACUGGGAGAAAUCAUCCGAGAACCUGGAGAGAGCCUUCAACGACACACUCAGCAUCCUCGCCGAGAAACGGCGUUCGGCACGUCGACCCGAGCGAGUGGAGGACAUGACCCGGGAGCAGGUUGUUGAAGAGAAAUUGUGCAUUCAGAAAGCUUUGCUCAGGUUCGAAAGCGUUCACGGACGUCCAACAUCGAGGGCCGACCGUAAUUUGAUGCGACCCUUGUACGACCGAUAUAGAAACGUCAAACGAAUCAUCGGCGGAAGUCCGUUCCAAGCAGGACUGGGACAGUCCAAAGAAGACGCUCUCCAACCAAUUCCCGAACAUGUGCAAAUGGAAUUCAACUCCCGUCAGAAUGAAUAUGGAACGGCUAAAGAGAUUGCACCCGAACUCCAGAACGGGUCGACGCCUGCUCCUCAAGUCGCCGAAGCCAACUCUCCUGUUAUCGAAAAUCGUCCCGAUUCCGAGAACCAAUCAUGCAACCUGCACGAGCUGCCUCUGCGGGAACUCCUGCAGGAACAGUGCAAAGCCCGCUUGGAAAAACGUCGCCUGCGCGGGAUUCUCCGACAAUUCGAAAAAGAGUUUUACUUGGCCAGCGGUCGCAAAGUUCAACGAGAGGAUCGUGCGCCGAUGGAAUCGACUUACGUGCAAUAUAAGCACAUCAAGGCAAAGCUGCGAUUGAUGGAGGCGCUGGUUUUCAAGCACGAGAACCAGCCGAAAUGUUGACUUCCAGGAACCGGUCUGAACACGGACGAACCAGACGGAAAUACCAGGUCGACGACCCCGGUCGCGACGUUCUCGUCGGUGAUUAGGUACAAGGCGGGGAACGGUCGAAUGACAAUUUUUACGCAUGCAUUUGGGAAUUCAUAAAUCCGCUAGAUAUCUUACCUGAGAGAUCUCUGUACAGUGAAUUCAGUCAUCCAAACUAUCAGUUGUUGCUAGCUGCGAAUUAUGAGACUUCAUAUAAUCUCCCCAAGAGAUCUCGAUGAUAAUCUCGGAAUGAUAGAUACGUGGAACACUGAGGAAAUCGUCCUAUGAGCAAUCUCCCGAGACGGAAAAACGGAAUGAGAGAAUCAGAAGUCCGAAUGGCACGAGUGAUUUUCUGAAAUUCUCGAGUUAUUCGGCAUGGAAGAGGAUCAUACCGACGAAUAAAUAAUCUUCAGGAGCGUCCGAACUCUGAAAAACCUUUCGAAACAACCGAUUCUCCCGAAAUGGAUGAGUGGUUGAGAAAUUACAAAACGGAUUGUAGACGAGCUAGUGACAGCCGCCUCCUUAUUCCCGUCUUAUGUCUUGACGAUCGUAAUUCGAGGCGAUUUAGUUGGGAGUCUGUUGCUCAUUCGCUUUCUCAUCUCGCAAUCUCGCAUUAUGCUGUCUAUCUGUCUAGUGAGGGAGUAUUCUUUAUUGAGCGAGGAGAGAGGAACGGUUCAUGUGUUAUGAAGGAAAACAAGUGCCGGACACGGGAUUCUCUUGGGAACGUUCCAAUCUAGUGAUUUUCAGCAAGAGCUGCAAUAAGAUACACGCUUCGGAUCAAAAGAUGAUUCUGCAUGGUACAAACUAUGACGACUCCCUGAGACGCGGACGUAGGGUCUCGAACACUAGGAUAAGAAUAUCCGGGAACGGCCCUCUCUACCUCGAUGUCCACUAGACGUUGACGAAGAGCGUCGCAUCUCGGAUAUACAUACAUGCAUAGUAUACAUACAUUCAUCUAUGUCUACAUACGUCUAUGUAUACACUAUCCGCAUGCAUGAACUAUAAAUAUAUAUUCAGAAUGGAUGAUGCUUCUGAUGUUGUCUUCGUGGCGGAUCGAUCAUGCACAUGUCGAUGAUCUCGACACGAAGCAUCCCGUUGUUCAAUAGCGACAGAUUCGUACAGAAAGCGCCGCGCCGUAAUACUCGCGUGAGUUCAAGUCGCUU